Microstroma glucosiphilum is the source of this 1590-nucleotide messenger RNA. RefSeq lists its product as hypothetical. The transcript has a single exon. The coding region runs from base 1 to 1590 and encodes 529 amino acids. NCBI's taxonomy places the organism in Eukaryota, Fungi, Basidiomycota, Exobasidiomycetes, Microstromatales, Microstromataceae. The record is from RefSeq and is a predicted model, not a curated record.
AUGCCUAAAACCUCUGCUGCACACCCUAGGCAGCUUGACAAGGCAUGGGAUGGCAUCAGUAAGCCGAUCGCAUCUGCUACAAGUAGCAGAAAUCCAUCCGUCAAGCGAACACCCUCCGCCGCCAAGGGCAAAGGCCGCGCUCCAGACAGCUCUGGGUCUGUUCAGCGUACUGCUAGCUCGUCCUCACGGAACCACCAGGGCCACACAAGACACGAUUCCGAAGCCCUCAGUGUCAUUGGCGAGAGCAGCUUUAGCGAGGGAAGACCCAGUGGUUUAAUCAGCAGGGGAGUCAGCGUGGACGGCAUUGCAGCCUUGGCGCCCUUUGCGAGCGUUGCUCGAGAUGAAGCCGUUCCCGCUACAAAGGUAGCUGAGGAAGGUGAGUCGAAAUCGCCAUCUUCGGAAAACCUUGACGAGGACACUCCUAUUAGACCGUCGGAGGCCACAUGGCUCUCGAGAAGCAAUUCCAAGAUGAGCUCAAGCGGGUCAGGCUACGUCUCAGCCGCUUCUCAUCUCAAUUCGGCUGCUCCCGGCGGCACUAGCCCUGGACUACAAUCCGAUCACCAGUCUCGCACCGAAGCCAUCGCACCCGCCCGAGCUCCGUCAGGACGUUCUGGCGGCUCGAAGAAAGGCAAGUCGAUUCCGGCCUCGACGCAAUCCCCGCUUAAGACUGGUGCAGGCAGCGCCGCGGUACUAUCUGCCGUUCAGGCCGAUGAGCUCGACACUGGAGGCGGAAGCGCGACAAGCACACAGAGCUCACAAGAUCCCUUCAAGAGCCCAAUCAGUGCUUCGACAGAAGGAAAUGCUGAUCCAUUCGCAAGCUCCGCCCGAGGACCUCAGGCACCUUCUGUUCCCCAAGUGAACCCAGAUGUUGCGGCUGGCGCAAAUGCAACUACCAAUCCCGCCGUGUCUGCUGCUCCAGCCCUGAACGUCGUGAUGCCCUCGCCAGAAGGAGAAGAUCCGGCUGGCACAAGCACGGCUGCUGCUCCUCUUCCUCCGGCCCCUGUUGCCGCUGAGACUACCGCGGGACGGACACGAACGUGGUCGAAUGUCAUACGUCUCAAGACUCCCACGCCUGGGUCAGGGAGACGUCCUCGCACUGCCUCUCCAAGCGGUCCGAGUGGUGGUGCCUUGGUGAAUCGAUCUGCCAGUGGGAGCAAGACCAGCCGCAAUUCUUCCACGAAGUCUGCUCGACGAAGCAAAUACCCUCACUUCCUUCAGGGCACGCACGAUCUGCAGAAGACGAAAUCUCUGUCUGGCGCCAAAGCAGUGCCUGGUAGCGGGGCGGCUGGUGCAGAUUUGAGGAGAGCUGCCUCUACGGGUGCGACACGAGGUCCAGAGGCACAAUUGUCGCCUCAAAGCUGGGCAUACACCAGCAGAGCGGCCGAAUGGCGCACUGCCCUUGACGCCUCAGCAGCUGCAUCGCGAGACACUGCAGGCACCUUUACUGGCUCAGAGAAUGCAGGCGCAGUACCAACAGUCUCGGUCACUGGUGUUGGAGACCUUAUCAUGCCCCAAGGCCCCGAGUCUACGCUGGAGAGGAAGCCUAGUAUUGGGGUUGCUGGCAGCCGCUUCAAGGAAACUUUCGAGUAG